This is a messenger RNA of Entrophospora sp. SA101, 1116 nucleotides long. The record is from the annotation of a GenBank genome assembly. Lineage: Eukaryota; Fungi; Glomeromycota; Glomeromycetes; Entrophosporales; Entrophosporaceae.
AUGGGACAAUCCCCAAUCCCAUUGGGUAUGGGUGGGUGGGGCUUUGAGGCUGAUGAAACAGACAAUUUAUCAAUUUAUGAAAUUAAUACAAGUACUGGAAAUUCCAGACAAGGAGGUAAAGCUAGAGAUCCAGUAUGGAAUUAUUUUAAUGCAAUAGAAAUUCCACAUCAAUUUAUGAAAUUAAUACAAGUACUGGAAAUUCCAGACAAGGAGUCAUGGAAACAUGGUAAACCUUCUGAAUUGAAAGGGCAUUUGGCUCUGAAAUGCCCAUUAGUUAGUAAAGAAGUAAAAUUAAAAUAUUUAAGAUCAAUUAAAUCAGAUGAUAAUACAUACUCUGCAAAUAAAAGGCAAAGUGGAAAUAUUGGAAAUAAUAUGGAUCUUUACAGAACAACUGAAUUCAAUUCAGCUGUUGAAUCAAUCAAAUCUUGGUCAACAAACAGUCGUGGUGGUCCUGUUGGAAUAAAUAAAACUGAAUUUUCAAGGAUGGCAUCUGCAAUUGGCAAAGAUAUUUGUGUUACAGCAGCUAAAUUACAUAAAUUAACAAAAUUUGUUCAUGAUAAGGAAAAUUUAUCACCCUACUCAUCAGAUAAUGAUGACGACUAUACAAACUUAACAAACGAUUAUCAAAAAUUUGAUUGUAUUGCUGAAAUAAGGAAUUUUGGGCUCGAACUACUGUUGCUUGAGGCUGGUGAUGACAAGACUGACAUUUAUGGUAGAAAAUAUCACAAUGACCACUCACAAUUAAAAAUAGCAUUAAAGGAUUGCUUAGAUAUGUUUAUGGAAUGGUUACAUCUGUCUACAGCAGAAAUAUCUGAAAUUUGCACACUUGGAUUGCAAAUUAUUGAUACAAAAUGGAUCAUCUAUUCAAUGACCUAUGAUCCUUUAUCCAAAUACUAUUUUUUUCACCAACUAUGUUCUUUUCACUUUCCGACAUCAUUCUCUGAUUUGGAAUUUUUUCUGCCAUAUCUUAUAGAAAAUUUAUUGUCACUUCGGCACACUAUGUUAAAUAUGGUGAACAAAACCAAAGAAGUUACGAUUGCUGCAAGAACAACUACGCCAUCACCUCAAUCAUCACCGUUACAUGAGACACCUGAAACUCCUCCACAAAUAAAAUGA